Molecule: messenger RNA, 228 nt
Organism: Scomber japonicus (chub mackerel)
Lineage: Eukaryota; Metazoa; Chordata; Actinopteri; Scombriformes; Scombridae
Gene: pkia
Product: cAMP-dependent protein kinase inhibitor alpha
Exons: 2
Coding region: 1-228 (75 amino acids)
Biological process (GO): negative regulation of cAMP-dependent protein kinase activity
Cellular component (GO): nucleus; cytoplasm
Molecular function (GO): cAMP-dependent protein kinase inhibitor activity
Source: RefSeq, a predicted model, not a curated record
AUGACGGAUGUGGAGGCGACCUAUGAGGACUUCAUCGCCUCUCGACGGUCCGGCCGCAGGAACGCCAUCCAUGACCUCCCAGCAGCUUCUGGAGAGCAGGGACCCGCUGACCUGUCCCAGAGUCUGGCACAGCUCAACAUCAACAAGUCAGGUGAUGAUGGAGAAGACACUGAGAAAAACAAGAGCUCUUCAGCUAAAGAAGAGGAGACUCAAGCUGAGGGCAGCUGA